GGGCCAGUUCCGGUUGCGCAUGCUCAGAGCCUGGUUACCAGCGUAAACAAAUGACUUCCUUCCGUGUUAUUUGACGUUAUAUUUUGCUGAAAAAAGAAGUAUGUUGAAGGGAACAGAAGCCAUCUACGUCUCCACAAUCCUGGAGGAUUGUGUGGAUCAACUCAAUGUCCUCGGUAACAUCAUGCCUGUCUCCUACGAGGGAAGACCUGAUUCUGACGAGAUGGUUACAGAUGAAAUAAGUCGCCUUGUGGAUGGUCAGAAAACCCUCGAAAAUAAAUAUGCCAGCGCUCUCAAUCGUAAACAUGGUCUGAGGAUGAGCAAAGGUCCCAUGAAGGACAUGCUGGAAGCUGACCGAGGCAUUCAGAGUGCUGGAUACGCCCUGAAGGCCAGCACAGCUAUGUUUGCCCGGGGAAUGAAACAGAGUCCUCUAACUGAAGAUAAUCUCCAGAAGAUUCAGAACGAUCGAGGAUACUUGGAACAAGUUAUGAGUAGCACUUUGGCCGAGUUGGACCAGGGCGGCAGUUUUGAUUUCCUUCUUCGGGCAGUGAAUGCCGAGAAACAAAAGAAGGCACAGUUACAGGACAUGAUUUUAAAGGAAGAGGAAGGUAGAAAGAGAGUAAAGACGCUCCACCGCCAGCUUCAAGAUGUCAAACGUGAAAAAGAGGUGGAGAUCCAGAACAGAAAUGAGAUGAUUGCCCAUCUAAAAGAUCAGCUCCAGGAGAUGAAGGCCAAGACGAACAUGGAGGGAAAAUAUAUCAAGAAAUGUGCCGAUGUAGCCGUGGCUCAGACACAGAAACGCUGCUUCAUGUCGGAGAAAGACAUGAAGGAUGAAAUUGAGUCCCUGAGACUAAAGAUUGACGAAGAGACGAGAGUGAAUGCAGAGAUUGAAUCAUAUCUUCGCACACAUCAAUCUGAUCUUGAAUCAAAAGUCGAAUACUGGAUGGAAAAAUAUGACAAAGAUGUAGAAGCCAAGCAGCAUGAGUUAGACGUGCUGAAAGCGUCAAAGGCCAAAGAUUUGGAGAGGUUACAAGAACUAACAAAACUUUACCAAGAAUACGAACAAGUCGUAGUGGAAGACAGAAUAGAGAAGGAGAAGAUAAGACGCAAGGCCGAGCAGGAAGCACUCGAGUUGAAAUCAACCGUCAAGCUGCAGUCAUGGUGGAGAGGGAUGCUGGUUAGGAAGGGUCUCGGUCCGCACGGGAAGAAGAAGAAGAAGGGAAAGAAAGGCAAGAAGGGAAAGAAAUCUGGAAAGAAGGGCAAAAAGGGGAAGAAGAAGAAGUAAAGGGGAUUCAGUUAAUAUUUUGUUUUCAGGAAUUACAUGGGAAAUAAAAUGUGAUAUUUGUUGAGACUAUUUUUAAAUGUCAUUCUUUGACGACUGCUGGUCAAGAACUGUCCUGUUACAUGUACUUUUGAAGUGACAGCUCCGAGUGCCCUUUGUUGAUCAGGAGUCAAUUUGAUAAUUUUGUCAAGUUAUUGGGGCAGUUUCAGCAACAGAGAAACAUGGAAGUAAUCCGUCCAGCUUUUAUGAUGUUUACUGAAAGAAUACAGUCAACAAGGACUGUUUCACAAGACUUUUGAAAUCAAUGUGUACAUUAUUUAUCAAUAAAACCUAUUCUAUGAUGAUAAAUGACUCGAUCUCAAUCAUUCGAUUACCUGC
Messenger RNA from Lineus longissimus, 1657 nucleotides. RefSeq names its product dynein regulatory complex protein 9-like. Gene Ontology annotation, molecular function: protein binding. The transcript is spliced from 6 exons. The coding region runs from base 101 to 1282 and encodes 393 amino acids. The record is from RefSeq and is a predicted model, not a curated record. Lineage: Eukaryota; Metazoa; Nemertea; Pilidiophora; Heteronemertea; Lineidae. Gene Ontology annotation, biological process: cilium organization. Gene Ontology annotation, cellular component: motile cilium; cytoplasm.